AUGAGCAACCGGAAGGCAGAUCCGGAUUACGGGUUAGACCCACCCGCGGAUGCGGGAGAGAGAGAAGAUAACACGGCAGGUCGGGCCGAGGUGGGCGAAAUCAACAUUCGCUCCUCUUCGCUCCUCCCGCGCUCGAGUUGCGACCUCCCUCGGGAGGGAGGCAUUCGCGGCGGAUGCGGAUGGCCUCCGAUGGAGGCAUUCGCGGCAGGGACGCGUGCCGCUUCCGUCGGAGCCGGGGUGUAUCGGAUGGAGACGGACAGCCCCGCCGUUGACGGCUCGGAGCCGGUGUGUCUCUCGCCGCCCUCCCCCGGGAUGCCCGUCCCCGGUCCCUGCACAUCCGGCAGCGCCUCCGCCUCCGCCCCUCACCCCGCCCGGGCCGCCCCCGCCCCCCCGCCCCACGCCCCCGCCAGGAUCCUCUCCCGAAACACGAACGGAACCCUGGCCAUGACCUACCAGCCGAGCAACGAAUCCGAGCUGCAGCUCUACCGAGUGCUCCAAAAAGCGAAUCUCCUCUCCUACUUCGACACGUUCAUCAACCAAGGUCCGUCUCGCCCCGUUACUCCCCGUUACUCCCCGAUCGCGUUCACGAUGACGGUGACGUCGACAGGCGGUGACGACGUGCAGCAGUUGUGCGACACGUCGGAGGAGGAAUUCCUGGAGAUAAUGAUGCUGGUCGGGAUGGCCUCGAAGCCGUUGCACGUCCGGCGGCUGCAGAAGACCCUGCAGGAAUGGGUCCAGAAUCCAGGUCUGUUCCAAGCGCCUCUGGUGUCGACGUGCAUGCACCCGCUCCUUCGACCCGGGAUCCCGUUCGCCCCCCUGCCCGGUGGCCCGGUGCCUCGGGUGCUCCCGGUCGUCGGCGGCCCCCUCGGCGGCCCCCUCGGCGGCCCACUCGGCGGCCCACUCGGUGCCCCCCUCUCCCCCUUCGCACCCAACAGCCCCAGCACCAGCCCGAGCACGGCCGGGGCCGCCGGGUGCCGCUUCAAUUCCGACCCUGGCCCUUCCUCGCCUGCGUCCAACGCGGGAAGCGACGGAUACGGGAAUCCCGGCUCCCCGACCGGCACGACCGGCGGGACGAUCCACGCGACGCCGGCCCUCACGGAGAGCCAGAUCGCCCGGCUGGCGGAGGUGGCAGACCGGCUGGUGAACUCCCUGCCGCACCUCCACUCGCUCCACCCGGGCGCGGAGACGCGACCCACCGGGAACAAGAAGAAGACCUCCAAGGAGAUCGAGGUGCGCUGGCACGCCGCGGGGCUGGCCCCCGGGCGACCUCCUUCCCUGCCUCCUUCCCCGAGACACGUGGACCCUGCGAAUGUGAUGAGCAUGUCGGAAGACGACCCGCGCCGAAUGGAAGAAAUCCGUAAAUACUCCGCCAUUUACGGCCGGUUCGACUGCAAGCGGAAGCCCGAGAAGCCACUCACCCUGCACGAGGUGAGCGUGAACGAAGCGGCGGCGCAGAUCUGCCACCACAUUCCUGCCAUGCUGGCCCGUCGAGACGAGCUUUUCCCCCUGGCCCGGCAGGUCGUCAGGGACUCCGGAUAUCAGUACUCGAAGGGACAUUCCAGGUACUUCUUGCCUUUCCAUCGUCUA
This is a messenger RNA of Darwinula stevensoni, 1587 nucleotides long. NCBI's taxonomy places the organism in Eukaryota, Metazoa, Arthropoda, Ostracoda, Podocopida, Darwinulidae. The record is from the annotation of a GenBank genome assembly.